AUGGACGGAUGUAAUAUCAGUAAGAAGAGUGAUGAUGAUAAUGAUGAUACAAUCAGAUGUUUGAUACAUAAUAAGAAACAGAAGGUUAUAUGCUUUGAUUGCAAUGAGCUCAUCUGCACAGUGUGUCUCACAACUCAACAUAAUAAGCAUGAUGUUGAACAUAUCUACAGCUUGAAGACUCAGUUCACCAGUGACAAGAGGAUAAAGAGGUUCGACACUCGACUUGACACACUCUGGGACACAUUGCAACAAUUGGCAUGGUCCUAUGACACCAUUCAGAUGUCAAAGAGACGUGUCGCCAAUCAGUUCAGAGAGAUGCAUGAGUAUCUCAUGAGGAAGGAGCAAUGGCUCAAGAAGGACCUCGACGAUGAGCUUGACAAGACCACAACAUCAAUCAACAACAUCAUCAAUGAGAUUGCCAACAUCAAAGCACACGCCACCAACAACAAGGUGAACGACAUCAAUUACAAAGGUGAAGUUGAAGAUGGCGAUGGUGUUGAUGUGAUGAAUACAUUGGUGCGAUCGAUUCAAACAUCAAAGUCAAUGGAUCAAUUUAUCAACAAACAGUUCAAGCCGUGCGACGAUGGUGUCACGUGCGAUGGUGAUCAACUGUUGGACUUUGUUCGAAGAGCAUCACAAGCCACUCAGGCUAUUCACACUGUUUCAAGACCAUUACGGACAUAUUUUAAUUCAUAUAUGUUGGAGAACGACUUGGUGGAAAUCUUUGAUAAAUACAUCUACGAGAACGCAGCAACAAAGAUUGAACAUGGCUUCAGGAAUCACAUCUUCUCACUCUUGAAGGACUCAUGUUCGAUUCUCUCAUUGGAUACUGGUGAGUGGACUGUGAUCAAUGACAAGUGCACACCAAGAGAGCGCAUAUUCAGAUCGGUUGUGUAUGCAAGAGGCAAUGUCUAUGUGUUUGGCGGUCAAGGAUCAGCCGACACAUACUCUCGAUUCUCACUCAUCGAUCAAAAGUGGCACAAUGACCUUGAGAUCAUCGGUGUCGAUGGUGGAGAAAGCAUAUCAACAUGUUACGAUGGUGACAAGCUCAUCUACUUGGUCGGUGGAUUCCACAAUGACAAGAUGUUGGAUCGAAUUGAUUGUUUCAACAUUGACACUCAACAAUUCUCAUCAGUUGGACGAUUGAGUGUGCCCACCAGAGCAUCACACUCAUUCUUCCGCCUCGGUAUGAUCGUUAUCGUUGGUGGCUAUGUUGAUGCCGAGUAUAAGGUGUCACUCAAAGACAUCUUGGAAUUCAACUCUGUCACCAAGAUAUGUCAUGUCUCCCUCGAGACUGAAUUCCUUCCAAAUGAACCCAUCCAUUCUUGUUAUGAUGGCCUUGAUCAUUUGUUCAUGAUGGGCGAUAAGUCCACUCUCUUGGUUGACUUGUCCACUAUGGAGUCGCCACAAAUCGAGUCAAGGGCAUCAUUUGGAACAUGUCAUAUCUAUCAUUGA
Acytostelium subglobosum LB1 is the source of this 1455-nucleotide messenger RNA. RefSeq lists its product as hypothetical. The coding region runs from base 1 to 1455 and encodes 484 amino acids. The record is from RefSeq and is a predicted model, not a curated record. Lineage: Eukaryota; Evosea; Eumycetozoa; Acytosteliales; Acytosteliaceae. The transcript has 2 exons. Gene Ontology annotation, molecular function: zinc ion binding; protein binding.